AUGGCGGCAAAAUCAAUACCUGGUGCUACGUCGGUGUCACGACGUCGGUUAGCGCUUGUAAUUGGCAUUGAUGAUUAUGAAAACCACCCGAUAUUAAAAAAUCCAAAGAAUGAUGCGGAAAAGCUGUCAUCUCUCUUGCAACGUAUUGGUUUUAUUAUUGAUACAUCAUCAUUGGUCAAAACAUAUGCUGAGAUAAAACGUAAGAUUCUCGAUUUUGAACUUUCAAUAGAGCUGAAUGAUGUGGUCCUAUUUUAUUUUGCUGGACAUGGGGUACAAUGGGAAGAUCAGAAUUAUUUAAUGCCAAAAGACUUUCCUCAAUUUCCUGAAACAAAUGAAGCAGAUUUAGAAGAAAUAGCAGGCAUUUUAGAAAAAGGAGUUUUAAAAAAAGAGAUGGCUGACAUGUUAAAAGCAGACAUUUUAAAAAAGAAGAUAGCUGGCAUAUUAAAAAUGAAGGCCAUCAAUGCACAAGAUAUUCUUAACACGUUGAGUGAUCGAAAACCAUAUGUAACAAUAUUUCUUUUGGAUUGCUGUAGAGAAUAUGUCUUACGGAAUCCUGAUUUAAAUACACGUGGUCCAAGCUCAAACACGCGCAAUUCUAAAUCAGCUGGCCUAGCAGCAAUGCACAAAGCAGGUGCACUGGUGGCAUUUGCUUGUGCACCUGGUACAUAUGUAGAUGAUAGACCAAAAGACAAAAAUAGUUUAUUUAUGGAGCAUCUUAUAAAACACAUUGAAACUCCGAAUGAAGACAUUGUAAAUAUAUUACGUGAUGUGAUCGAUGGAGUGAUGGAAGAUUCCAAUGACACACAGAUUCCAUUUCUGAGUGUUCAAUUACGACACAAAAAUAUCUAUUUGUGUGAGCAAGCUCAAGUUCAACCCAAAGUGGAAGCUCCAAUAUCAGAAAACAAUCAAUCAUGUAUGUUUGGUCAAGAUACUCAAAUUUUAUGGAAGUUCAGUGGCAUCGGGAAACCACGAGUGGCAUGGUUCUUCAAUGAUCAACCACUUCCAACCAAUGAUCGUCUACAAGUAACGGAGACUGAUGAUGGAACAUCGAUACUAACAAUUCGUCAAGCUAAACUUGCUGAUGAAGGUGUCUAUAAAGCUAAAGCAAUCAAUGCUUUUGGUGAAGCUGAAGCUCAAACAGCAUUAAAAAUUGAUUGCAUCAAACCUGUCAUCAACACUAAUCUCGAUACUGUACUGCAAGUCACAAAAUGUGAAAUCUUGACGCUAAAAGUCAUCGCCAGUGGAACUCCGAAACCUCACGUUGUGUGGAUGAGAGACGACAAUGAACUUAUACCCAAUGAUCGCAUUCAAGUGACGACACCGACUGGUAGCGAUGAUCAAUACACACUUACCAUUUUGAAUGUACAACCAGAAGAUCAAGGUGAAUAUUCAGUCAUGAUUUCCAAUGUUGGUGGAUCACUUCAAUCCGAUAAGUGUAAAGCUAUUGUUUCGAGUAAGUCGUCUUGA
Molecule: messenger RNA, 1467 nt
Organism: Rotaria sp. Silwood1
Lineage: Eukaryota; Metazoa; Rotifera; Eurotatoria; Philodinida; Philodinidae
Source: the annotation of a GenBank genome assembly